This is a messenger RNA of Malassezia globosa CBS 7966, 2094 nucleotides long. RefSeq lists its product as uncharacterized. The record is from RefSeq and is a predicted model, not a curated record. Gene Ontology annotation, molecular function: protein tyrosine phosphatase activity. Lineage: Eukaryota; Fungi; Basidiomycota; Malasseziomycetes; Malasseziales; Malasseziaceae. Gene Ontology annotation, cellular component: nucleus; cytoplasm. Gene Ontology annotation, biological process: positive regulation of G2/M transition of mitotic cell cycle; positive regulation of G2/MI transition of meiotic cell cycle; G2/M transition of mitotic cell cycle. The transcript is spliced from 2 exons. The coding region runs from base 1 to 2094 and encodes 697 amino acids.
AUGCUCAUGCCGACACCACACACAUACCUGGCCAUGCCAGAAAGCUCGCCGCAUGCAAUGGACAUUUCAUCGCCAGCUGCCAUGGUCGAAAGUUCAGAUACACAAUCGUUUUCGAUCCCGUAUCCUUCGAUGAUGCAGCACUCGCAGUCACUUCAGCGACAGCAGCAGCAGCAAGGUAUACCAACUUUGGCACCUAUCCUAUCGGCUGCGCCCUCGUCAUCACUACGACGUGCCGACCGAUCCAUGCGGAAAUCCAUGCCUGUUUUAGGCCAGUUCGGCAGUAUGUUGACCUACUCAUCUAGUCCUGAAAGCCCUGAGCAGAAGCAACGGCCUAAGAAGCGCUUGGCAUCCACAAGGCAGCUGCAAGAUGCGUCCUUCGAGACCGAUGGGCCCGAUCGCUGUGUCUUCUUCAGCGAAGAGACCAUAACACAAUCGCAGCCCAUGAACAGAGCUCGCACUCACACACGCACGCAAAGUGAAUCAAUGUGGUGGACGACAACCGCCACCGACAUCCAAGUGCCAGAGACCAGGCCAGUGUCGCCUACACGCACAGUCUCGGCCAUUGGUGAUCACUCUUGCACAGCCGAUAGCAGUGGAAGUGAUUCGUUUCUCGUCCCGACACAACUAAACCAGCCAGAAGCAAAAUCAACAUCGCCUAUGGCGAGCUACUUCUUCGAUCCGCAGUCACCGCAUGUGAGCACCAUAAUAAGUGCGGUGCCAUCAUCGCCUAUGUCAUCACCGAGUCUCGGUGCCGUUGAUCAGGUGCCGUGGAACCAUCGAGCAAGUGCUCCUUUGGUACCCCCUUCCUCCUCGAGGCAAGACUUUGAAGCAGAUCUGCAUGGACUUGACGAUUCUUGUGAUGAAACAGCGCUUAUUCAACAGGGCGGAGGCUCUCCUGUUCGAUCGUCAGUACGCCGAAGCACAUUGGCUGUACCACGACGGAUCAAAACAAUGACCGAGACACUUGGAGCCAAGGAAAACGUGCCACCAGGGCCGUUGUCUUCGAGCAGCACGUCCCUAUCAACACACUCGAUACCUGGCUUCGGCUCACAUGAAAUGGACCAUAAAAUUCUUCCAUGCUUCCCAGUCAAGUGUGACGGACUGAUGCGCGUGACGCCCCAAACUGUGAGCGAGCUAAUGCAGGGGCAUUAUGAUGACCGCAUAUCCGGCUUCCAGAUCGUCGACUGUCGCUUUGCGUACGAACAUGAAGGCGGUCAUAUUGCAGGUGCCGUGAAUUUGAAUACGAUUGAACAGAUUCAUCGGCAUUUCCUUACGCCUGGGCAAGGCCUGCAUGCAGGACGUAUCCUGCCGACCCGCACACAGAGUGGCCAACCCGAUGAGCAUGGCGACAUGCGCAAGUUUGUGCUAAUCUUUCACUGUGAGUUUAGUUACAAGCGCAGUCCGUCUAUGGCACUCGCUCUACGUCAAGCUGAUCGUUCACUUUUUAAUGACUAUCCGAGAUGCUAUUUUCCUGACGUCUACAUUUUGCAAGGCGGUUACGCUGAUUUCUUUCAGUACCGACCAGAUUUGUGUGAGCCGCGUGCUUACAUUGGAAUGGAUGAUCCCCGGUACUUGCAGGCGCGGUCAUCAGAACUUUCUGGCUUCCGCCGACAGUUCUCACGGAACCGUAGCUUUGCAUAUGGUGAUGCACCAACGUUUGGUCGCACUACGUCCGCAUCUGCGACGGCAAUGGCCCAGAUGCGCCGCGCACCAACUCUGGUUCCCACGAACUUUGUGCCUUUGAUGCCAGCUUCAACCAACGCGCACAAGCAAGAUGCACCCGCAGGACGUGCGAAGCGCUCGGGCUCUGCGACCUCUGCUUCUCAGCCUGCAGCGUUCACCGUGACAAAAUCCGCAACUACCGCCACCGCUGCGUCGUCGUUGGCACCACCGAUGCACGAAUCCGUUGCCCGUGACACAAGUUACUCAUCUGGCGACUCGUCGUUUGAAGCAAGUGCCUCAGAUUCGCCAUGUGCUGUAGCUGGAUGGAGCCGGCCUGUCCUGGGCGAAGUCCCACAAUCACGAUCCUCCCUUGCGAACCGACUGUUGAAGCGUGCCGAUACUAUAAACACGAUCUCCACGCUCCCGAUGUAG